Molecule: messenger RNA, 873 nt
Organism: Uncinocarpus reesii 1704
Lineage: Eukaryota; Fungi; Ascomycota; Eurotiomycetes; Onygenales; Onygenaceae
Exons: 2
Coding region: 1-873 (290 amino acids)
Molecular function (GO): hydrolase activity
Source: RefSeq, a predicted model, not a curated record
AUGGUGCGCACGCGUUUUGUUUGCGUUUCGGAUACCCACGGAUACAGCACAGCAGACGCCGGCUUUCGGCUCCCUAAAGGGGACGUCUUGAUUCAUGCGGGGGAUAUCACCAACAGAGGGUCUGCAGAAGAGCUGGACAGAUCCUUGAAAUGGAUUUCAGCGGCUGAUUUCGAAGUAAAGAUUGUCAUCGCUGGGAACCACGAUAUCCUUCUCGACCCAAACUAUCCUGAAAAUAACGGACUGCCCUCCACGGAUAGGCCACGGGAACUACCAACCAUGUACUUCGAAGGCGACAUGUCAUCCCAAUUCGUCUAUUUGAACCAUGAAGCAAAAGAAAUUUGUUUAGCAAAACCAAAUGGCCCCAAGUCUGUUUUCAAAGUAUUUGGCUCACCAUAUUCGCCGCUCCUCGAGGGUUGGGGCUUCGGGUACCGUCCCGAUCAAGCCAACUCUCUAUGGGACGAUAUACCGGGAGACACGGACGUUUUGAUAACGCAUACGCCACCGGAAGAUCAUCUCGACAUUAGAAAAGGAAAGUCUGUGGGCUGCGAAGCUCUCCGAAGACGGCUAGGGGAGGUACGCCCUAGGUUGGCGGUCUGCGGCCAUGUCCAUGAAAGUCGAGGUUACCACCGAGUACACUGGGCUAACGAAUCUAACGAAGAGCGUGACACAGUAGUUGGGAGCUUGCCGGGGCAACAAAGCAGAAAGCAGUCGACGAUUGAUUUAUGCCGCGGGAGCCGUCUCGACAACGAUGGCUGGCAGAGAAACGAGACGUGUAUCGUCAAUGCGGCCAUUUUGGCGACUAGUUGGCCGCACAAGGGGGGCAAAAAGUUCAAUUCUCCGAUUGUGGUAGACUUGGACUUACCCCAAUCAUGA